AUGGCUUCAGAUUAUUUGAGUCCAGACUCUAUUGAAGCUGGGAAUGAGGUUCGGGAAGUUAGCAGCAAUGUGUCGAAACCAACAAAACGUCAGCGAUGGGCGACGCAACGGGCUGCUGGCGCCGGAGGCGUGCGGAAACGUGUCUCGAUCAUGGAUCGCUUUCAUAAACGUUCCGAGUUGAGAAACGAGAAGCGACACAGUAACUUACCGACCGCUGAGCAGCCGAAUGCCCAAGGCGACCAAGACAACCAAAGCGAUCAAGGCGCCAGUACUCGACGGGUUUACUUUAACAUUCCGAUACCUGAAUCCGAACGAGACGAAGAUGGCCAAAUCAAAGCCUCGUAUCCCCGAAACAAGAUUCGGACUGCGAAGUAUACCCCUUUGUCGUUUAUCCCGAAGAAUAUCUGGUUUCAAUUCCACAAUAUCGCCAACAUCUACUUCCUUUUCAUCAUCAUUCUUGGCUUCUUCUCUAUCUUCGGUGUAGACACACCCGCGCUCAACACAGUACCCUUGAUCUUCAUUGUCGUCGUGACCGCAAUCAAAGACGCCAUCGAAGAUUGGCGGCGCACGAUAUUGGAUAACGAACUGAACAAUACCCCAGUAUACCGUCUCGUCGACUGGAACAAUGUGAACUCGACCGAGGAUAAAAUCUCGAUGUGGCGUCGCUUCAAGAAAGCAUGCACGCGCGCCACCAUAUCCACAUACAGGGGGAUGAAGCGUCUGGUGCAGAAGAAUAAGGAUUUGCCGCAACUGGUUGAAGAUGAACGGCGCAUAUCGAUCAUGACGACUGCCACACCACGUGCGUCUAUGUAUUCCCAUAGAGGCGAUAAUGGCAUGGAGGAGGAUGCGAUCCAGAUGACACCCGUACCAUCACCAUCUCCCGAGGCGCGGCCGAACUGGCCACUACCUGCCCCGGAGGAAGAUCAAUAUCCCCAUCCAGCUAAGGCAGCUCGUAAUAGCGCCCAGGAGCCAGUGUCGUCUGCGACACCGCCGCGAAAGGGUGGCAGCGUGGUGGACAUGUCCAAGCAAGCACUUGGCAAGGCUCGGUUCAAGCGCGAUUAUUGGAAGAAUAUUCAGGUUGGAGACUUCGUUCGACUGUACAAUGGUGACCCUAUCCCGGCCGAUAUCGUGGUGCUUUCAACUUCCGAUCCGGAUGGCGCUUGUUACGUGGAGACCAAAAAUUUGGAUGGGGAGACGAAUCUCAAGGUUCGCCAAGCCCUGAAUUGUGGUCGCCAGGUUAGGCAUGCAAGAGAUUGUGAGAAGGCGGAAUUUCUCAUCGAUAGUGAGGCUCCGCACCCCAAUCUCUACGCUUAUAAUGGUGCACUCCGUUGGGAUCAACGCGAUCCUGAAUAUCCUGAUGCUCCAAGGAGAGAGAUGGUGGAGCCUAUUACUAUCGGUAAUGUGCUCUUGCGUGGUUGCUAUCUGCGCAAUACUGAGUGGGCGCUCGGUGUUGUCAUUUUCACCGGUGACGAGACCAAAAUUAUGCUCAACUCGGGUGCGACGCCCACUAAGAGAGCCCAACUCGCCAAGGACAUGAAUUGGAACGUCAUCUACAACUUCAUGAUCUUGUUCGUCAUGUGCUUCAUCUCGGGAGUUGUCAAUGGUGUUGCCUGGGGUUCAAACGACAGAUCUCUCAAUUACUUCGACUUCGGUUCUUAUGGAAGUACCCCGGCAGUCACUGGCAUUAUCACUUUCUGGGUAGCUCUCAUCCUGUUCCAGAACUUGGUUCCAAUCUCCCUAUACAUUUCCCUGGAAAUUGUUCGCACAAUACAGGCCAUAUUCAUUCACAGUGACGUCUUCAUGUACUAUGAUAAAUUGGGUAUCUCAUGUGUACCUAAAACAUGGAACAUCUCCGAUGAUGUUGGCCAGAUCGAAUACAUCUUCUCCGACAAGACCGGUACGCUGACACAAAACGUGAUGGACUUCAAGAAGUGUACCGUCAACGGAGUCUCAUACGGCGAAGCUUUUACUGAAGCCCAGAUUGGUAUGAUCAGACGUGAAGGAGGAGAUGCCGAUGCCGUGGCCGCUCAAGCCAGGGAGCAAAUUGCUGCCGAUUCGGCCAGGAUGCUUGAGAUACUCCGCGGAAUUCAUGACAAUCCCUAUCUGUGUGACGAAAAUUUGACAUUCAUUGCGCCAAAUUAUGUUGCGGAUCUGGAAGGCCAAUCCGGAGCACCCCAGAAGCAAGCCACCGAGCAUUUCAUGCUUGCUCUUGCUCUGUGUCAUACAGUCAUAACGGAGCAUACCCCUGGUGAUCCUCCACAGAUUGAGUUUAAGGCGCAGUCGCCCGAUGAAGCCGCUUUAGUUGGCACCGCUCGUGAUUGCGGUUUCACACUCCUCGGAAGAUCAGGUGACGAUCUUAUUCUGAACGUCAUGGGCGAGGAACGGACCUAUACUGUGUUGAACACUCUAGAGUUCAAUUCUACAAGAAAGCGGAUGAGUGCAAUCAUCCGUAUGCCUGAUGGCUCCAUUCGUUUAUUCUGCAAGGGUGCGGACAGUAUUAUUUAUUCGCGAUUAGCUCGUGGCAAACAGAAGGAUCUUCGGAAAAAGACGGCCGAACACUUGGAGGAGUUCGCACGCGAAGGCUUGCGAACUUUGUGUGUUGCCGAGCGAAUCCUCACCGAGGAGGAAUAUCGGGCAUGGAGCAAAGAUCACGAUAUUGCCGCGGCUGCGCUCACCGAUCGGGAGGAAAAGCUGGAGCAAGUCGCGAGUGAGGUGGAGCAGGAACUCAUGCUCCUCGGUGGAACAGCCAUCGAGGAUAAACUCCAGGACGGAGUUCCAGACACCAUCUCAUUGUUGGCCGAUGCUGGUAUUAAGCUUUGGGUCCUGACUGGCGAUAAAGUCGAAACAGCCAUCAACAUUGGUUUCUCGUGCAAUCUCCUGACUAACGAUAUGGAACUGAUCGUCCUCAACAUACCUGAAGACCAACCACAACAGGCUUCCCGGGAGCUCGACGAGCGACUUCAGAAAUUCGGACUGACUGGCAGCGAUGAGGAGCUUAUCGCUGCCCGAGCGGAUCACAGACCGCCGGCCGCGACGCAUGCCGUGGUCAUCGAUGGCGAUACUCUCAAGCUGAUGCUGACCGAUGAAAUGAAGCAGAGAUUUCUGUUGCUGUGUAAGCAGUGCAAAUCAGUUUUGUGCUGUCGAGUCAGUCCUGCUCAAAAGGCAGCGGUUGUGCGCAUGGUCAAGAAUGGUCUUAACAUUAUGGCUUUGUCGAUUGGCGACGGUGCCAAUGAUGUUGCUAUGAUUCAGGAAGCCGAUGUUGGCGUUGGUAUCAUCGGUGAAGAGGGUAGACAGGCCGCCAUGUCGUCCGACUAUGCUAUCGGCCAAUUCAGGUUCCUCCAGCGAUUAAUCCUCGUCCAUGGGCGGUGGUCCUACCGCCGGAUGGGUGAGACAACAGCAAACUUUUUCUACAAGAACUUGGUCUGGACAAUCGCUUUGUUCUGGUACUCGAUCUAUAACGAUUUCGAUGGCUCCUAUCUCUUCGACUAUACCUACAUUGUGCUGGUGAACGUUGCUUUCACAUCGUUGCCUGUCAUUUUGAUGGGAAUCUUUGACCAAGAUGUGGAUGACAAGGUCUCACUCGCCGUUCCCGAACUCUACAUGAGGGGUAUUGAGCGAAAAGAGUGGUCGCAGCUCAAAUUCUGGUUGUAUAUGCUCGAUGGCUUCUAUCAGUCGGUCAUAUGUUUCUAUAUGCCAUAUCUCCUGUUCAGCCCCGCAAAUUUCGUGCAUUCGAACGGCUUGAACAUCAAUGAUCGAACCCGCAUGGGUGUCCUUGUCGCCACCUGCGCCGUCCUUUCCAGCAACCUUUAUAUCCUUCUGAACAGCUACCGGUGGGAUUGGCUGACGGUAUUGAUCAAUGUCAUCAGCUCUCUUUUGAUUUUCUUCUGGACCGGGAUCUAUUCUGCGACAAGUGCCUCAGCCCAGUUCUAUAAAGCCGCCCCAGAAGUCUAUGGUGCCUUGUCAUUCUGGGUGGUCCUCCUGUUGACUGUCACGAUCUGCCUUCUUCCGAGGUUCACCGUCAAAGCCGUCCAAAAGGUCUUCUUUCCUCUGGACGUGGACAUCAUCCGUGAGCAGGUCACGCAAGGUAAAUUCAAAUAUCUGGACCAGUACGAGGCUUUCGUUCCGCCCAAGGCUGCCGCGACCUCCGGUGGACUGAGCAAUGGAUCAGCCACCUCCUCAGAUUUGGGUAAACCAGUCCAGUCCAGUAUGAAGCAGGAUCCCUUCUCAGACGAUCAGCAGAUCUACCCGCCGUCAAUCGCCCCGACGUUUCACACUCAUAAUCCGCGCAGCCAAAACGGAAGCAAUGGGACCAACUACAGCUUCGACACCAUGCAACACCCUCGUCCGCAAUCAGUGCACUCAGCUCAACGGACCCGCCAUUCGUUCGAUCGAGUCCGGCCAAGAUAUGAAGUGAACCAUGACUACAACACAGGCACCAUGAACCGGGUUGAUUCCAACACGGGGAUUCCGGAGCCGCAAAGUCCACAUAGCCCGCUCAAAAGCCCUCAUGACCCACCAUCAUAUCAGGUAUAA
Aspergillus clavatus NRRL 1 is the source of this 4533-nucleotide messenger RNA. RefSeq names its product phospholipid-translocating P-type ATPase domain-containing protein. NCBI's taxonomy places the organism in Eukaryota, Fungi, Ascomycota, Eurotiomycetes, Eurotiales, Aspergillaceae. The record is from RefSeq and is a predicted model, not a curated record. Gene Ontology annotation, cellular component: plasma membrane. Bases 1 to 4533 code for a protein of 1510 amino acids. Gene Ontology annotation, molecular function: ATPase-coupled intramembrane lipid carrier activity; ATP binding; ATP hydrolysis activity. Gene Ontology annotation, biological process: phospholipid translocation. The transcript is spliced from 4 exons.